GCAAGCUAUUUCGGGUGCGAUUAUGACAGCACACUGUGGAUAAGUACCCGUGGCCAGCACCAUGACCAAGCAUGACUCGUCCGUCCAGCGCUUUAACGUGAAGAAGGUCAAGUUGCACAGGAAGAAGCGCACGGAAAUGAAGAACCAGAAGAAGGUGUUUGUGAACGCCAAGGGCGACAAGAAGACUGUCGGAAAGCCACCCGCGUCCAAGAAAAAGGUGCGACGCGAUACCAAGCGGGCCAAGAACAACGCCAAGUACGAACAGGACCGACUCGUGGCCAGCGGACUCGUGACCAAAGAGGACAUUGAAAAGCUGCAGGCCGCGUCCAACGAAGCCGACGACAUUGCCGAGUAAACAACAACCAACCUCUCGUCCGACCCCCGAUUGCCUUCCGAUUAACAACACAUAUAUAUAUAUUCUAUCAAUGUAUCACCGCCACGGAG
Molecule: messenger RNA, 444 nt
Organism: Aphanomyces astaci
Lineage: Eukaryota; Oomycota; Saprolegniomycetes; Saprolegniales; Verrucalvaceae
Exons: 1
Coding region: 62-355 (97 amino acids)
Source: RefSeq, a predicted model, not a curated record